GCACGGAUUCUCACACACUCUCGGUGUACACUACCACCACCAAACGACCAUCAACAAGCGGCUCCCAGCGCCAGUGUCCCACGCAAUCAAUCGAACGUCAUCGGAGCUGUUAUCAAUCAAACCCCGCACCGUUCCGAAAAAGGGUUGAGUAGCCCGAGAAAAGCUCAGUAGCAUCCCGUGGAAGGCUUCUUCUGGCACGAAAAUGCCGAAAUGUGACGUUAAGACGAGAUACAUCCCUGCCACCUUCGCUUGGGCGCUGCUCCUCAGCACGACGUUCCUGUUCUUCUGGUACCCAUGUCGCCAGUUUUACAUCCACCGGCAUCCAUGGGUGCCGGCCUAUCAGGCCGUCAUUACGUUCUUCGUUAUUGCAAACUUCACAUUGGCGACGUUUAUGGAUCCUGGCGUGAUACCCAAGGCUCCACCGGAUGAGGAUCGGGAGGAUGAGUUCCGGGCGCCAUUGUACAAGAAUGCGGAAAUUAACGGCAUCACGGUGCGGAUGAAAUGGUGUGUGACGUGCAAGUUCUACCGACCACCGCGAUGUUCUCAUUGCUCUGUGUGCAACCACUGCAUUGAGACGUUCGAUCAUCACUGCCCGUGGGUGAACAAUUGCAUUGGCAGGCGGAACUAUCGGUUCUUUUUCUUCUUUCUCAUCUCCCUGUCGGUGCACAUGUUGAGCAUCUUCUCGCUAUCGCUCGUUUAUGUGCUGCAGAAAAAGGAUAAGCUGACCGAGGUGGAACCGAUCGUGGCGAUGAUUUUGAUGGCCAUAGUGACGCUGCUUGCGAUACCGAUCUUCGGAUUGACCGGUUUCCACAUGGUGUUGGUUUCACGAGGUCGUACUACCAACGAGCAGGUGACCGGGAAAUUUAAGGGCGGGUAUAAUCCGUUCUCUCGUGGCUGUUGGAACAAUUGCUGCUACACGCAGUGCGGUCCUCAGUACCCAAGUUUGCUUAAACCGCAAAAGUACGUGGCCCGCCGUUCGAACAAGGAAAAUCAAUCCAUCAGCACGAUUACAAAUGACGGUGGUCCUGGUGGGGGUGAUGGGGAGGCUGGUAGCUCCCGUCGCCGCCACAUGCCAACCGGUGGACCUGGUGGCCCCGGUUCCCAGCAGCAGCAACAGCAACAACAGCAACAGGCACUGAAUCAGGGUGGUGGCAUCUACGAUAAUAACCGGCAUACGCAGGUAAAAACCUAUAUGGAUCAUGGAAAUGGUCACGGUAUACGUACAGUUGGAUCCAGUCAUUACAGUAAGGCCGGGUCGGAUUACGUCCAUCUCGUAUCAUCCCAUUCCGUUUCGCUCAAGGCACUCGAACAAGGCACCACUGCGGACGAGCUGUCACCGGGCCGUGAGUGUUCCGACAUCGACAUGGAACCGCAGGCGUCCCAAAGCCGGGACUGCGAGCCAACACCUCCACUGCAGCGUCACGGCUCGAAAAGCAACUUCUUCCUGCCCCCGCUCGAUGGACCACCACCCGGUAUGUCCUCGCAGCCGGGAAUGGGCAGUGGAGGCGAUUCACCUCGCCAGCAACAGCAGCACAUGCGGAUGUACCACCCACGGCAUAGUCCUCAUCCACGACAGCGAGGGCUUGAUCCGUCUCGCAGCUUCACUCCUGAAGGGUUGUCGCCUGAUCAUCCUGGUGGACCUCCUCCUAUGAUCACGAUACAGUCGCAGCAGCAGCAACAGCAACAGCCAGGUGGAGGACCACGUGGUGGAGGACCUUCGUCGUCGGCAACACCUACGAUGCAGCAGCGCAUUAAGGCACUUGGAGUCGCCACACCACUAGCCAUGUCCAGCCCUGUGAGAAGAUCGAACCCUGGCACGCCGACCCAACCGAGACGGCCCGACUUCAUCAGUGUCGGCCAGCCUUCGCAACUGCAACAGCAGCAGCUCGGUGGCAGCGGCAGCAUGACCGGCAACUACUACGAUUUCCCGCUCCAGCCACAGCAACAGCAGCAGCAACAACUUCCGCCCCAACCGAUGGCCCUCCACCAGACGACAGGUCUACCACCGGCACAUCCAUACCAUCAACAGCAGCAGCAACAGCAGCAGCAACAGUACCCGAUGGUGCACCAUAACGGCGGUCUCGCCGGUCCUGGCGGUCAGCCAUCGCAGCAACCUCAACAACAGCAGCAACAGCUUCGGGGUGGUACGGCAGGUCCAACGGUCGUUUACCACCACGGAAGCCCUCAGCGGCGUUACCUUUCCGAGGGCGAGCUGGUGCGGCAGGGUGCCGAGUUGUCGUACGCCCGCAACAACCAAACGUCCGACAACAUCCGCGAGCUGGCCGGUAGCCCGCAGCGAGGAGUUUACCUUUGGAAGGACACCUCACCGGGCUUUAACCAGUCGAACGGUGGUCAACCGCCCGUCUCGGUGUACCAGAACACGCCCAGCCCUACGGCAGCACAUCAACAGCAACAGCAGCAGCAACAACAGCAGCAACAGAUGCCCCAGUCAAUGGCACCGUUCGGCACGGUGAGCGCUGCUCGCUAUCAACUCCAGCAACAGCAGCAGAACAGCGUUGUCGGGGGUGUGGGUGGGGGUGGAGGACUCGGCGCUUACCAUCCGGCGUUGCGGGGCGGUGUGCCCGUCUUCCCACCGCAACCCCCACCGUCCGCUAUGCAGCAGCAACAGCAGCAGCUGAUGGUCGGUGGUCAACACCUGCAGCAGUCGCAACAGCAGCAACCCGGGGUGGGGUUGAACGGUCCGGGUGUGACAGGGCCCCAGGCACCCUCCCCGUCCAUUAAGCGCAAGGCCACCCCUACCCGGCCCAUGUCCUUCGUGCGAGCCCUUGAGAUGACGGACUCGAUGGAGAUGGGAGGUGGCGCGCUUGGGGAUGGUGGUGGGGUAGCUUCCGGUUCUGCGCAACCGGGUACGGGUGGGUUGCGAGGAGGGCAAACAGUCACCGCCACCACCACCAACACCAACAGCCCACCGGACCAGCGUGCUAGUGUGUACGAUAUGAAUUAUGAGAUUUCCGUAUAAACCACCUCUCCACAUCAACCAAAUGCAGGGUGUGCGGGGCAGGCAGGGUGAGAGCGUAGAUAGAUAGCUAGAGAGAGAGAUAGAGAGAGAGAGAGGGAAAGGGACCCUCUACCCUUAAUCCUGGGUCACUCCCUAAUCGCCAACACACAAGCCAACUACACCUGCGUAUUCGAAAUCAAUCCUCCCUGAAUUAGCCCUGAAUAAGGACACUGAUUAAGGCUCAUAUAUAGAGCGCGAGGCUCCCGGAAGGCGCACGAUAUUUUGUGUCAGUUGCGUGUGUGUGCGUGGCUUUGAUUGGAGGAGGUUUUGGAGGUUAGGCAGAGAUUGCCAAGGUAGCUGAGGCCGCCAGUGCCCUGCAUGUGAGCGCGAUGUAACAGACUUAAAUUCGUAGAGGUGACGACCACCGCCACUCAUGCCGGGCGUGGGCUGCACCCAAAUCCUUUUUGCUAUUAUGUGUAUAUUUAUCUUUUUCUAUGCAUAUAUACGUAUACAUAUAUAGAUACAUACAUAUGUAAAACAUUAGCUAUAGUUACGAGAAUAGAUAAUCGUUGUUAUCUAGUGGUUAGGAAGUCGAUGCAGGUUCGAGGCCGCCAGCCGAUCGGCAAAACAUACCAAAAAAGGAAGAACAAGAAAAAGAAGCUGGGCACGUUAAGAGGGAAAGAGAUUUUCCCUGCUUUUAUGUGCGAUUUUCCGCACGAUCGGAACUGGUGCCAAUGUCGCCCUUUCCCGAAGUCCUUGAUUCGUAGGAUCUCUACGCUGCCGAAUAUUUGUGUGCUAUUUUUU
This is a messenger RNA of Anopheles nili, 3763 nucleotides long. It is a transcript of the gene Zdhhc8, whose product is annotated as palmitoyltransferase ZDHHC8. NCBI's taxonomy places the organism in Eukaryota, Metazoa, Arthropoda, Insecta, Diptera, Culicidae. The transcript is spliced from 9 exons. Gene Ontology annotation, biological process: protein palmitoylation. The record is from RefSeq and is a predicted model, not a curated record. Gene Ontology annotation, molecular function: palmitoyltransferase activity. The coding region runs from base 203 to 2980 and encodes 925 amino acids.